GCUGGACUAGAAGACCUCUUCCUUCCAUCUCUGUUAUUCUGUAUUCUUUGCCUAAAUCUUUAAGGCCUCUAUCCCCAGGCAAAGUCUCUCUGCAGUCUUAUCUGAACCAAAGGGUAGAAGUCUCCUCACAUCUCGUAUCCAGCUUGAGGGCAGCCCUGAUAAGGAAGUUGCACCAUCUCGUCAGGUGAACAAGCUACAGAUUCCAACAGAUCAUGGACACCCCCCAAACUAACUAAUACGGGACUUUCCCAGCACUGCUGCCACUCUGGAAAGGCGAGUUUGGCUUGAACACAGAAUUGACCCAUGGACAUCAACAGGGACCUGCCUGGCUUCCCCUAAAACUGUCCAGGCAAUGCAACUCUCAGAUUCCACCUCUUCUUCAACCACCUUGUGAAAGACGAAAGAAUUCGGAUUCUCACUGUAUUGCCUCAUCCUGCUUCCUGGAUCUGCAGGGGUGAAAUUCCCGUGGGGAGAAUAAAUAGCAGUCCAGCUGUGGGGCACACGGCAUCAUCAUGUCUUCUGGAAGUCUUCUGCUGCUGCUGGGACUCCUCAGCCUCUGGGCAGAGCUGACCCCCGUCUCCAGCCAGGACCGUCCAAGUGAUUGUGUUCCUGCUGAGCCUGGACCAUGUAGAGGUGCAAUCACUCGCUUCUACUACAACUCGGAUUCAAACAAAUGCCAAGAGUUUACUUACGGUGGAUGCCGCGGCAAUGCCAAUAAUUUUAAGACCAAAAAUAAAUGUCUUGGAGUGAGCACACUUUGUCUGAGCGAAAAACCCUUAUUGGGAAUAUUGAAAAGUUCGCAGGCUUUUGUGCUCUACACCCCGGGCCUGGAUGUGGGAGCAAUAGAGGACCUUGGUUCCCACCGGACAGCAAAUUUGAAUUUCACCGAACAUGCCUUGACUAUCUGGCGUACUGGAUUUUGGAUGAGGGCAUAG
This is a messenger RNA of Crotalus tigris (Tiger rattlesnake), 935 nucleotides long. RefSeq names its product kunitz/BPTI-like toxin. The transcript is spliced from 4 exons. Gene Ontology annotation, molecular function: serine-type endopeptidase inhibitor activity. The record is from RefSeq and is a predicted model, not a curated record. NCBI's taxonomy places the organism in Eukaryota, Metazoa, Chordata, Lepidosauria, Squamata, Viperidae. The coding region runs from base 513 to 935 and encodes 140 amino acids.